AUGUUCGACGAGGCCAAGUUCAUCCUCAGCCGCUCGCUGUCGCCGUGUUUCUGCUGGCGUGCGUGCCUGAGCAUUCCUGAGGAGGGCAGUUCUCGCCAUGCGGCGGCGCUGAUUGAUGUUGGCACGGGCCAUGGCACCGAGCCGAUUCUUGUUGCCGCCCUUUACCUUCAGAUAGCGUCCUUGAGACAAGACAUCUGGAGAAAAAACGGUGAAAAGGCUGGUGAUCCGCACGAAGAGGACGACCGUCGAGACGACAAAGAUGUUACGGAGAUGAUCCGUUGGAUAGAUACGGGCGUUAUGGCGGCCGAUCCACUCACUAAGGUGAUGGAGCCAAUCAAGCUGGUUCACGUCAUGCAGACGAAUGAGCUGGACGUUAAGCAGCCAAUCGAUAGUAUCGUGAAGAAACGAGCUACGUUGUUGCAAGAGGAAGUUGGUACCAAUUUGUCAGAGCUGGCAGGCGACAUCCAGCACCUCCCUUCCUGGAUGAUGUGUCUUUACUCGUUCUGGGGAUUGCAAGCUUUGGCUUUGUUGAAGCCUUGUGUGAGUGCUUUGCGUCCCGUCUUCUCCAGUCGGCUCAAGAGUUUGAGCUUGGAGGACGAAGGGGAGUCGAGAAGGCUCGACCAUGUCGCACAGAACGCGAGAUGUGAUGGUGCACUUGCGACGUGUCGUCGGCUCAGCAUAUCAGGUCUCCGGGCCACGUUUGCUCGCUUGGCGGCUGGGCGGCUGGGUGUGGAAGCGGCGCCGGCUGAGGCGCCUCCGGCCUCAGUCGGAGUUGCGCCAGCGGUGGUCUCUGUCGGGGAGGGUUGCACUGAGAGACGGGUACCAGUGUCUUUCGUCCGGCAACGUGUCAUGAAGCGGCUGAAAGAGACUCAGAACACUGCGGCACUGCUUUCCACCUUCCAGGAAGUGGACAUGACCACAGCGCUCCGGCUGCGUUCCAAGUACAAGGACAUGUUCCAAAAGUUGCACGGUCCACAGCUUGGAAUGCUGUCGCUCAUCGUCAAGGCCACGAAGUCUCAUGCCUCCGGGGUUUGCAAGAAGGAUUGA
Messenger RNA from Symbiodinium necroappetens, 1047 nucleotides. The record is from the annotation of a GenBank genome assembly. NCBI's taxonomy places the organism in Eukaryota, Dinophyceae, Suessiales, Symbiodiniaceae.